Molecule: messenger RNA, 2665 nt
Organism: Peniophora sp. CBMAI 1063
Lineage: Eukaryota; Fungi; Basidiomycota; Agaricomycetes; Russulales; Peniophoraceae
Source: the annotation of a GenBank genome assembly
AUGGAUCAAGACGUUAUGGGCGAGGCCGACGGUUGGGCGGCCGCAGAAGCCCAGCCAUUAGGUCCCCUGUCCCACCCCGACGAGAGUGCAUUUGAGCCGGAACUCAACAUUUUGUAUGGGGCAUACGAUGCGUAUCGAGAGAUAGAGGAUAUGGAGCCGGAGGAGGAGGAGGGAGGGACGGAUGAUACUCAGCACGCACCAUCUGGAGCGGGAGAGGGGAUCGGGGCUGCCGGGGAGGCCGGGGAAGCCGGCGCGGCCGGCACUAGCACAUCACCUGCCGGGGAGGCCGCGAACACCGCCGAUAGCGCCGAGGCUGCCGGGCAUGCCGGGGCUGCCGGGCCCGCCAGGGCUGCCGACGAGCGGCCCCCGCCACGAAGUUCGGCGGCCAUUCCUCGAUACAAUCUCCAUGGCUUUGCAGUCUUAACUCUCGUCCACGACAACGGGGUUCAUGGACUGGGAGUAAACUUUUGCAAAUGCGAAGGGCACCUUCCUGAGCAUGAGCAGCUCCUGAUGGAUGGCUUGUUCCCAGCCAGUACCAAGGAUCCGGCGACAGCCUACGACGUCGGAAGCUUGGAAAAGGCCCUCAUAGAGGAAGUUGAGUGUCAUACGCCUGUUGAGUCGUAUUGGAAGAAGAUUUGCCGCUUUACGGUCCCAGAAGAUCCGGCUGCCACCGUGAACAAAUAUGCGAUUACAACUCGGGUUCAUAGGGAGUUUAGAGCUCUGAGAGAGUAUACAGAGUUUGGAUUUGCCCAUCAAGACCCCACCCAACGCCGGGAACCGCAGGCCGGUGAGAUGGCCUAUCGCUGCAUUGCGUGCCCUUACAUCUGGAAUGUCCCUCGAAACUUCGAUCUUUUGCCACAGCAUCAGAAGGACAGGUACUUCAAUGCAUGGACCAUAGAUGGUAACAUGAAGGCGGAACACACAACGCCCCGUCGUCCGGGAAAUAAUGUCCAAAUCUUUCCGGGCACAGGGUUUCUAGCAGACCCUGACGACUUUGCCAGAUGCACGAAGGUCGCCAAGACUGACCGUGAUCUUCCUUCCACACAGUGUCAAGCACAGGCCGACUACGCGCUGAAUAACUCUAUGAAGUUGAAUCUGGACCCACGAAUUUCCACACGCCUCAUUAUCGGCUACGAUAUCUGGUGCCAAUACGGGGUUCAUCUACUGGAGCGCUUCCGCCGUUUCGGGCACCUCUCUUUCCCAGAGUUUUUGACUGAACUCACCAGAAUCGUGGGUGCCUGGCACAUUUUUGCGCAUGUUAGAGAGUGCUUCGGCCGGUUCUCAGGUCUGUAUGUUUGGGGCAUCGGCUUCAUCGACAUGGAGAUUCUCGAGACGUUAUGGUCUAUUCUCAACAUGAUUACCCAGUCAUGUCGGAAUAUGUCCCGUGCCAAUAGGGAGGAGACCAUCAACUUCAACAUGAACGACAUGAACCUGAAGAAAAUUCGUAACAUGAGUAAGUCGGCCGCGCCCGGCAGCCGCAUGACACCUCUUCGGCACCCCGGCACCCCCGGCAUGCCGGUUACUGACAUAUCUUCAGCUUCCACGAUCAUUCGCAAGUACAAGAAGAAGGUGGCCAUUCGCGAACGUCGUAUGGCACUGCUCGAGACCAUGGACGGUCUAUGCUCUAGUAUUAGCCGUGCGCGCUGGAAGCAUCAGCUGCAGGUGGUGUACCGUGAGCGCACGGUCCACUUGCGAAACCCUACAAGCUACAAUGCGAAGUUUAUGGACGACUUCCUGAACAGCUCGUUUAUAACACCCGACAAGCACGCGGUCGAGACAGAACUGAUAGAACGCGAGAAGGAGGAAUCGGACGAGCCUGGCCUUGUCAAGCUCAUAAUGAAUGGCCUUCAAAUUGAGAUUGAGCAGCUCAGCUGGCAGGCAUUCGAAAAGAACUACUCUCCGCUCUCAGAAUCCAAUCAACGCAAGCUUAGUGCGGCCAGGGCUUCGCUCAAAGCCAGGGUGAAGAAACACAACACGCUUGCAGUUGAGCUUCUAGGUCGUCUCCCGGAUGGCGAUCCCUUAUUUGGCACUGGGGUGAGGUUGGGUGCUCUCAAUGAUGACGAGGACACAGAACCAGGGGAAUGGCGCCGAGCCCGGCAGCCGGAGGCCCGGCAGCCGGGUACUCGGCACUCAAAUCUUCGGCAGCCGGAGUACAGUCCCGUUGACCUUCCUUCCUCACGAGGCCUUCCUCUGGACACAGCUGUGAUGGCUCGGGCCGGUGCCUACGAGAUUGCCCUACGUGUGGCAUGGAUGGCACAUCUUUUGCACGAGAUCUGCAUGAGCCUUGUCGUACAAGUCGAGAUCUUUCGCCGCACCAUCAAACGCACACCAGGAUCACAUCCAAUGACGCAACGGGACAAAGCCCAAAGCUCCUCCAAUAUGCGCGAGCAGUAUCAGUCUGUCCGUGUUUACGCUCAGCAGUAUAACGUCUUCCGCGAGCGGAUGCGAGGGCUGCAACCUGCCAAAGGCUUCAAGAACGCACAUGCCGAGUAUGCCGAGGCUGCCGAUCGUGACCGGGGUCGGUAUAGGCUUUUGCAGGCCAAGGACAUACGCUGCGAUGUCAACGCGUACGACUUGCUCAACUCUCACACGUUCAAGCUUCCUUGGUUUUGGAAGCUUACCGCCCGUCGCGAAGACAUUUCUGACGAGAUGUUCGUGCAAGAGU